AACAUCACUUUGAGUCGAAAAGAAUGGCUGACGUUUCGAUGCGGGCGUCCGGCAAAGGGGGCUUCCACAUCACUCAGGGUCUCGGCAAACGGCCCAAUGACGUUGGGCGCAUGAUUCGAGGAAAGAGCGCCCCUCGAAUUCGCGCAAAGUCCGAAAGCAGGCGCAUCAACUUUGACAAAACCCCUUCAUUGCGCUUUCUUCAUUCAACGUCCCAGACAGCCAUCACUGUCCGGCACGCAAAGAUGGAUCAUUACGAGCCAUCAUCCAGAAACUCACGGACGUAUCCUCAACGCGAUCGUCCACCUCNNCUCCGUCUUACCACGACGCGCCUCCCCCCACCAUCGGGCCCUCGCAGCGACAUGUUCCAAUUCCGUGGUGCCGCUGCCCGUCCUCCUGCCGACAACUAUCGUCCCGGUCCCAGAAGAGACGACUUCAAUUUCUCGGCCGGCAACAACGGCCCGUCGUUUGCACCUUCAAACAACUACCCAGGCGCCAGAAGAGCCCCUCCCAGAGACUCACGUCGCAACGGUCAGCGCAACGCUCGUGGCCGCGGUGGUCCUCGUAGAUUCGGACCCAAGCCUGCUCACGAACGUGAUUUGAUGCGACACCAGCGCGAACCCACUCCUGACCAACUGGAAGGCAUGAAUGAAAGCAGGGAGUCUCGCUUCAAGGUGCUCGACGAUCUCUCUGAUAGCGACAGUGAGGACGACGACAGCGUCAUGGAUCUUGAGGCCGAUGUCCACCAUCCCACCGACGCUUCCGCCCAGCCUUCAUUCUCCAAUCAUGCCAGCCACUCCGACGACUCCGAGGAUGAGCAUCCCAGAGCCAAACGUGCUCGAGUCAAGAGUAAGAGUCCCGAGUCCGAACAAGUGAAGCCCAAGUGGUCCAACCCCGACCCCUACACUGUGCUGCCUCCGCCUGGCGAGUCCGACGCCAAGAAGAAGGAUGUUGUCAAGCUCAUUCGCAAGGCAAAGGUCGAGGCUGCAAAGCCCGCCGCCGCUGCUGCCGAAGGCGAGGACUUCAUCUCGCUCAACUUUGACGACGACUUUGCCCAAAACAACAGCGAUGAUGAUGGUGGUAUCUCACUCGCUGGCUCUGUCAAAGGCGAGCCUUCUCUUCCACACAAACCCUCCUUCAGCCACCUAGAUCACCUUCAUCCUGAUCGCAACCUUGCUCCACCCCUUGCUGUCGAAGAGCCCAAGGGUGCCAACAUGUCAGCACCUGUACCUUUACCCCGCCUUGAUGUCUGGCCUCCACCAGCAGACGUACACGGUGACCCUUCGGGCCGCAGCCAGUACCACACCGGAGUGCAGAGACAAGAAGCCAAGGAUGCAGUGGCUCCAGUCCGUAAGGAGAACAACAAGAAGCGCAAGCGUAAGGACGACGUAACACUUGGUGAUACCAUUGAGGAAUGGAAGGCCCCUGAAGGUACUGAUCCUGCUCCUUGGUUUGCCAACAAGCUUCAAGGACCUCGUGCUGAACAAUGGCUUCACAACGAGAUCCUUGACUUUUACGACUACGUCAAGCCUCGCGAUUUUGAGAAUCAAGUCCGCGAGGAUCUGGUCAAGCGUAUCGAAAGCGCAGUCAGAAAGACUUUCCCUGACUUGAACGUUCGUGCCUUUGGAUCCUUUGCUUCCGGACUCUAUCUGCCCACUGCUGAUAUGGAUCUUGUUGCCUGCUCAACUCGUUUCCUGAACGGCGGCUUUGCCAACCCACAGCCAACGAGAAAUUGGAUGUAUAAGUUCGCCAAUUGUCUCAAAAGAGCUGGGAUCGCCAUUGAGUCGUCAGUGACCGUCAUCGCAAACUCCAGAGUGCCUCUGGUAAAGUUUGUUGAGAAAGUAACUGGUCUGAGGGUUGAUGUUUCGUUCGAGAAUGAUAGUGGACUUCUCGCCAACAAAACCUUCCAAGUCUGGACAGAGCGAUACCCUGCCAUGCCUAUCAUUGUAUCCCUGAUCAAGCAGUUCCUCGUCAUGAGAGACUUCUCUGAGGUCUUCAGUGGUGGUCUUGGUGGUUACUCGGUUAUCUGCCUGACCAUCACCGUACUCCGCGUCCUCGAGGAGCGUAACGGCCCGGACUGGGACCCCAUGCAGGCCCUGGACGCGGUUCUGAUGAAUUUCUUUGUGUACUAUGGUAGAGACUUUGAUGUUCACAAGCACGGCAUUCAGAUGGAACCCUGGAACAUCGUCACUAAGGAUAGGCUCCUCAUCAUUGACCCCAACAACUACAACAACGACAUCUCUGGAGGAUCUAGUUCCGUCGUCAAGAUCUUCGAGAGGUUCGCCGAUGCCUUCAGAGAGCUCAACAUCUGCAUGUCCGAUGCCGAGGACACACACAAGGAGAGCGGUGAUAUCAUCAGCAUUCUUGAACGUGUUUGGGGUGGCAACUAUGCGCUCUUCGAAGCCCAGCGUUCCCGUCUGAGAGCUGUAUGGCAGCAGAAUAUGGCAAGCGGCAGCAACUUCCCGCGUGGCAUUAACAACAACAACCAGGGUGGAAAGGGUCACGGCGGAUAUCAAGGUAAUCCAGGAAACCCUCCUGCUGGAAACCAAGGAAACCAGAAUAAUCAGCCACAACAGGGCAAAAGGCCCGCAGACGGUGAUUUCAAACCGAGCAAGAAGCAGAAGACGAACAACGACAACGAGAAGAAGUGGGCA
Messenger RNA from Aureobasidium vineae, 2651 nucleotides. NCBI's taxonomy places the organism in Eukaryota, Fungi, Ascomycota, Dothideomycetes, Dothideales, Saccotheciaceae. The record is from the annotation of a GenBank genome assembly.